UUUUGUUUCCCUGGCUUUCUUUGAGGCGAGGCUACGUAUGUUCUCAUUCUUCGAUUCGAUCUUCAACGUGCCGGAAAAGGAAACAUGGUGCUCGCUUCGAUCUCCACGGUGGUGCUGGGCUCGAUCGCCUUCACCAUAUUCUGGAUGCUGGCCGUGUUCCCGGCCGUCCCGUUCCUUCCCAUCGGUCGCACCGCCGGGUCCCUCCUCGGCGGCAUGCUCAUGAUCGUCUUCCAGGUGAUCAGCCCCGACCAGGCCUACGCCUCCAUCGACCUCCCGAUCCUCGGCCUCCUCUUCGGCACCAUGGUCGUCAGCAUCUACCUGGAGCGCGCGCAGAUGUUCAAGUACUUGGGCCGGCUGCUCUCCUGGAAAAGCAGGGGCGGCCGCGACCUCCUCUGCCGCGUCUGCAUCAUCUCCGCCCUCGCCAGCGCCCUCUUCACCAACGACACCACCUGCAUCGUCCUCACCGAGUUCGUCCUCAAGCUCGCUCGCCAGCACAGGCUCCCCGCCAAGCCCUUCCUCCUCGCCCUCGCCUCCAGCUCCAACAUCGGCUCCAGCGCCACCCCCAUCGGCAACCCGCAGAACCUGGUCAUCGCCGUCCAAAGCAAAAUCUCCUUCAUCAAGUUCUUCGUCGGCGUCGUCCCCGCCAUGCUCGUCGGCGUCGUCAUCAACAUCGUCUUCCUGCUCUGCAUGUUCUGGAACCAACUGACUCCCCCGCCGGAGGGCGACGAGCCGGAGAAGCAAUCAGAGACGACGGUGACUGAAAUCGAGGUGGAAACCCACACCUUCUCGCCGGCGAGGAUGUCGCACCCUUCCCCGCUGCAGCAUCUGCAGCCGUCGCCGCUGAGGACCCCCGCCGCCAACGACGUGGAGAGGAACGUGCCAUGCCCCAACGCCGGCACCAAACGAGGCUGCUCCGACGUUUCCCACAUCAAGAUGUGCUUGACCAAGAAGGAACUCUUCUUGAAGAGCUUCGUCUACAUCGUCACCGCCGGCAUGCUGGCCGCUCUCCUCAUGGGACUCAACAUGUCAUGGACUGCAAUCUCUGCAGCCCUCAUACUCGUCAUCAUCGACUUCAAAGACGCCGGCCCCUGUCUCGACAAGGUCUCCUACUCCCUAUUGGUUUUCUUCUGUGGGAUGUUCAUCACGGUGGACGGAUUUAACAGAACAGGAAUCCCAAGCGAGUUCUGGGACUUCAUGGAGCCGUAUUCGCGGAUCAACCAUGCGAGUGGCGUAGCAGUUCUCUCUAUGGUCAUCCUUCUGCUAUCAAACUUGGCCUCCAACGUACCGACUGUGCUCCUGCUGGGAGCUCAAGUGGCCAAGUCGGCUGCCGCAGUGUCCCCGAGCUAUGAAUCAAGAGCAUGGCUGAUACUUGCCUUCGUGAGCACCGUCGCCGGAAACUUGUCCCUCCUCGGCUCCGCGGCCAACCUAAUUGUGUGCGAGCAGGCGCGGCGCUCCGAGACGCAUGGCUACGACCUCACUUUCUGGGCUCACAUAGUCUUCGGGCUGCCGUCGACUCUCGUCGUCACUGCCGCCGGCCUACCGCUGAUCAAGGGUUAGGUGGAAUUGUGUGCAGGUAAUUAAGCUUCAAAUGGUUGGUUGAAGACUGUAAUUGUGUGUACUUGUUGAUUAAGGUUGCUGGUUGUCGACAGCUUUAAUUGGUAAGUUGCAUUUAGGGAAAACAAUAAUUAAGGAAUGAGUACUCCUAAA
Molecule: messenger RNA, 1707 nt
Organism: Zingiber officinale
Lineage: Eukaryota; Viridiplantae; Streptophyta; Magnoliopsida; Zingiberales; Zingiberaceae
Product: silicon efflux transporter LSI2-like
Exons: 3
Coding region: 85-1557 (490 amino acids)
Biological process (GO): transmembrane transport
Cellular component (GO): membrane
Source: RefSeq, a predicted model, not a curated record